GCGUAUAAUGCUGAGGUUUGAUUUUUAACGCUGAAAUGGUGAGAUCUGAUUUAUAACAAAUUGAUUCUGACGUUGAAAUGUGCUUGCAUUCAGCAUGUCGAAUUGAAACGUGUACGUAAUAAUGGAAUCUGAUGCUCAAUAAUCAGAUUUACAGUUUGAAGAGAUUACAUGUGUAAAUUUGUAUAAAACGUUACUGAAUUAUGGGUAAUUUAUUCGGUAAACGACUGCCAGCUCUACCGCCGGUAUCACAACAGGAUCAAGCCAUUUUGCAAUUGAAAAGUCAAAGGGACAAAAUGAAACAAUAUAUAAGAAGGAAUGAGAAACAAAUGGAACGUGAGAAGGAACUGGCGAAACAACUAAUAAAAGCCAACAAAAAAGAUCGUGCCUUGUUAAUUUUAAAGAGGAAAAGAUAUCAAGAAUCAGUGACGGAAAAACUGUUGCAGCAGUUGGAUCAGAUUGAAAGAAUGGUAAGUGAUUUGGAAUUCACUGUCAUUGAGCAGAAGGUGGUGGAACAAUUGAGACAUGGUAAUGAAGUCUUGAAGAGGAUGAAUCAGAUGAUUUCAGUUGACGAUAUCGAACGAAUCAUGGAUGAGACAAAGGAGGCAGCCGAAUUUCAGGAAGAGAUAUCGAACAUGCUCAGUGGUAAGCUCGGUGAAGAUGAAUUGGAAGAAGUCGAAAAGGAAUUUGCGGAAUUAAUAGAAAAAGAAGGCGAGCUUGAUUUGCCGGAAGUUUCAUCGGAGCCACUGCCGGCGAAGGCACCCAAGGAAAUAAACGAGAGGCGUGAAAGAGUAGCAUUGGAAGCAUCAUAAGUUGGCAAUUCCUGAAAUUGAAGUAUUCGUUAUAUGUACUGUCCCUGGCCAGGAAAUGGUGAUAAGUUUUACCUACUUACAUAAAUGGCUUGAGGAUUUUCUCUCCAUAUCUGAAUGGUUCAUUUUUUAUCACGCUUUAAUGCUACUGUUUAGGUGAUUAAAUAUCACAAAGAACAACUAUGAUUACUUUCAUAAAACAUUAUAAUAAUUCCGACGUUUUGCAAAAAUCUAGAUGGAAUAUAAGGUUUUCAUCUAGUUAGGAAACCAAUAUUCUCGCAGUAGUCUUCCGG
This is a messenger RNA of Loa loa (African eye worm), 1099 nucleotides long. RefSeq lists its product as hypothetical. Gene Ontology annotation, biological process: late endosome to vacuole transport via multivesicular body sorting pathway; vesicle budding from membrane. The coding region runs from base 201 to 809 and encodes 202 amino acids. The record is from RefSeq and is a predicted model, not a curated record. The transcript is spliced from 8 exons. Gene Ontology annotation, cellular component: ESCRT III complex; multivesicular body. NCBI's taxonomy places the organism in Eukaryota, Metazoa, Nematoda, Chromadorea, Rhabditida, Onchocercidae.